Messenger RNA from Ceratotherium simum simum (southern white rhinoceros), 1266 nucleotides. It is a transcript of the gene C7H11orf65, whose product is annotated as chromosome 7 C11orf65 homolog. Lineage: Eukaryota; Metazoa; Chordata; Mammalia; Perissodactyla; Rhinocerotidae. The record is from RefSeq and is a predicted model, not a curated record.
UUCAAAUGCCUUGGAAACAGGAAUCAGAAUUUACAAAGAGGGAUAAAGCUGCCAGAGUCAUUCAGAAGGCCUGGAAAAGUUUCCUUAAUGUUGCUGUAUUCCAACACUUUAAAAGUCUAAUUGAUAUAAGAAGACAAGGGGAGCCACGUCAGAUAGUGAGAUAUAUUAAUCCUAAAGAGGCAGAGCUUCUAGAUGCUGCUGCUGGCAUUCAUGUACGAUUCAGACUAGGUGGUGUUAAAUUUCCACCUGAAAUAUACUAUAAGAUUUUCACUCACAGACAUGUUGAAGAUCUGUGUGCUAAUAGCCCUAGAGAUUACACAAAACUUCCCGUAAAACAUACAUCUCAUAUUAAAAGCGAUAAUCUUCAGGAAGAGGAUCAAAGUGGCUGGUAUCGUCGUAUAGAGAACAAUGGCUGGAGGCCUGUUUCUGAUAGAUUUUGGAUGUCUACUGAAAAUGUAAUGGUGGGAGACAAAAAGGAAAGUGAAUUCCAUUUCUCUAAGCUGAAGAGAAGGCAAGAUAUGGAAAAGAAAAGAAAAAUUAGAAAAAUAGAGUGGAUGAGGCAAAUGUACUACACAGGAAACCUGGAGGCUAAGUCAACAAAUCGUGAAACUCUAGGUUUAAUUCACACAGCAACGGAAGGACUAAUAAGAGCUAUUGAAGAUGGUGGAAUAGAUUCUGUGAUGGAAUGGGAAGUGGAUGAAGUGCUGAACUGGACAAAUGCACUGAACUUUGAUGAGUACAUUGCCAACUGGAAGGAAAUUGCUACAAGCAACUCUUCAGCUAACUUCAAAAGUUUCAGGUUUGAUCAACCACAGAAAAAAAUACAUGACUAUGAAGAUUUAUCUGAGGCAGAAAUGGGAACACCAGAAGAUACUUCAUAUAAAAAUACUUAUGAUGAACCAAAUUUUACCAGACCAACAGCUGAUUCCACUUAAAGAAUAUAAAUAUAGAGUGUUUUCUUUUCUCUUUUGAGCUAUAGCCCUUCAAGUCCUGAUUCCCAUCAGUUACAGUCAAGGGAUAGUUUAUUCUCACUGGAAUGACUUGUAUAUUCUUGGCAUCGAAUCUACCCCAAUUAAGUAAAAAAGGUUAUACAGAAAUAGAGCAUUGGACUGAAUACAGGGGUCAUGGAAAAUGUGGAAAUUACUUCUGGUAUUCUGAGAAACUGUAGUAUUCUAACAGUUUAAGUCACACUUAAAUAAAGAUAUUAUACUGAGGUGCAAAAAAAUCUUCAGAUUGAUUUUUUUCUUCAUUUGAAGCAUUCUUUAU